CCGCCCAUGCAGAGCUGAGAGCCUGGACGGAACUGGGCUCGCUCUCCUGUUGGGAAUGUGAGGCUCUCGGUACGGUCGUGGUCUGCGUUCGUCCGGAUCUUCCGUGGCCGCCGCUACCGCCGCUACCGCCAGCACCAUCUGCCCUCAGGCCGCGCGCGCACGCAGAGGCCCGGCAGCCGGGUCCGAGAGGCGCGCGCACGCCCGCUCGCCCGCGUGGUCGCCGCCCCUCGGAAGCCUCCGGAGCCUCACACGGGUUCGCUACGGAGGGAGGCGGAGGCCUGCGGGAGGAGGCGGAGGAGGAGCGAGGGAAGAUGGCGGCCGUGGAGCUCGAGUGGAUCCCGGAGACGCUCUACAACACCGCCAUCUCCGCUGUCGUGGACAACUACAUCCGCUCGCGCCGCGACAUCCGCUCCUUGCCGGAGAAUAUCCAGUUCGACGUUUACUACAAGCUUUACCAACAGGGACGCUUGUGUCAGCUCGGCAGUGAAUUCUGUGAAUUGGAAGUUUUUGCUAAAGUUUUGAGAGCUUUGGAUAAAAGACAUUUGCUCCACCACUGUUUUCAGGCUCUGAUGGACCAUGGCGUUAAGGUAGCUUCCGUCUUGGCCUACUCCUUCAGUAGACGGUGCUCUUACAUAGCAGAGUCCGACGCUGCAGUAAAGGAGAAGGCCAUCCAGGUUGGCUUUGUCUUAGGUGGCUUUCUUUCUGAUGCAGGCUGGUACAGUGAUGCUGAAAAGGUUUUUCUGUCCUGCCUUCAGUUGUGUACGCUACAUGAUGAGAUGCUCCACUGGUUCCGAGCAGUGGAGUGUUGUGUGAGGUUGCUUCAUGUGCGAAAUGGAAAUUGUAAAUAUCAUCUAGGUGAAGAAACAUUUAAAUUAGCUCAGACAUACAUGGAUAAGCUGUCUAAACAUGGCCAGCAAGCAAAUAGAGCUGCUCUCUACGGAGAACUAUGUGCACUCCUGUUUGCAAAAAGCCACUAUGAUGAGGCAUACAAGUGGUGCGUUGAGGCAAUGAAGGAAAUUACAGCAGGCUUACCAGUCAAAGUUGUGGUGGAUGUUUUAAGACAAGCUUCUAAGGCUUGUGUAGUCAAACGUGAAUUUAAGAAGGCAGAACAGUUAAUUAAACAUGCAGUGUAUUUGGCACGAGAUCAUUUCGGAUCCAAACACCCAAAAUACUCUGACACACUGCUAGAUUAUGGGUUCUACUUACUCAAUGUAGACAAUAUCUGUCAGUCUGUUGCAAUUUACCAGGCAGCCCUCGACAUUCGACAGUCAGUGUUUGGUGGCAAAAAUAUUCAUGUAGCAACAGCUCAUGAAGACCUGGCCUACUCUUCCUACGUUCACCAGUACAGCUCUGGAAAAUUCGACAAUGCACUAUUUCAUGCAGAAAGAGCCAUUGGUAUCAUUACUCACAUCCUACCUGAAGAUCAUCUUCUUCUGGCUUCUUCAAAGAGGGUGAAAGCACUUAUUCUAGAGGAGAUUGCGAUUGACUGUCACAACAAGGAGACGGAGCAGCGGCUGCUUCAGGAGGCACACGACUUGCACUUGUCUUCGCUGCAGCUGGCUAAGAAAGCAUUUGGGGAAUUUAAUGUACAGACUGCAAAGCACUAUGGGAACCUCGGAAGGCUCUAUCAGUCAAUGAGAAAAUUUAAGGAAGCUGAAGAAAUGCACAUAAAAGCAAUUCAGAUUAAGGAGCAGCUCCUUGGCCAAGAAGAUUAUGAAGUGGCCCUUUCAGUGGGACACCUGGCAUCUCUGUAUAAUUAUGACAUGAAUCAGUAUGAAAAUGCUGAGAAACUGUACCUGCGGUCGAUAGCCAUUGGGAAGAAACUGUUUGGUGAAGGCUACAGUGGACUAGAAUAUGAUUACCGGGGCCUCAUUAAACUUUACAACUCCAUUGGGAAUUAUGAGAAAGUGUUCGAGUAUCACAACGUUCUGUCUAACUGGAACCGGUUGCGAGAUCGACAGUAUUCAGUGACCGAUGCCCUUGAAGACGUCAGCAGCAGCCCCCAGUCCACUGAAGAAGUGGUGCAGUCCUUUCUGAUGGCUCAGAAUGUUGAGGGACCAAGCUGCUGAGGGACAGCCUCAGCUAACAAUUACCUUUCCCAGAUUCCGGGGAAUUCAUACUGUGAAAUCAAACCAUGUUGUUUUUAGGGCUGGCAUUUGCAUUGAAACACUGGUCCAGUCCACCCAAGACCCUAUUUCGGGUAGUCCUGUAUUGCAGUUCCUGUAGAAUAAGCAUAUAUUGAGUUAUAUCAGCAUGUGCCGCGUGUAUAAGUAGUCCCACAUUCUCACCCCAGUAGAACAACAGGAAACCGUUUUUUUUUUCUUUUUAAAAAAUAAUUCGUUUUUCAGAAAGUCUGAAAGAAAAAAAAAAAAAGAACCCCUAAAUAAAACUAUUUAAGAGUUUAAAA
Molecule: messenger RNA, 2407 nt
Organism: Mus musculus (house mouse)
Lineage: Eukaryota; Metazoa; Chordata; Mammalia; Rodentia; Muridae
Gene: Appbp2
Product: amyloid beta precursor protein binding protein 2
Exons: 13
Coding region: 312-2069 (585 amino acids)
Biological process (GO): proteasome-mediated ubiquitin-dependent protein catabolic process; ubiquitin-dependent protein catabolic process via the C-end degron rule pathway; intracellular protein transport
Cellular component (GO): nucleus; cytoplasmic vesicle membrane; membrane
Molecular function (GO): ubiquitin-like ligase-substrate adaptor activity
Source: RefSeq, marked provisional